Molecule: messenger RNA, 1753 nt
Organism: Clunio marinus
Lineage: Eukaryota; Metazoa; Arthropoda; Insecta; Diptera; Chironomidae
Source: the annotation of a GenBank genome assembly
AGUCACUAGCUGUUUAUAUUUGAGAGAGGUUCGGUUUGAUCAUGGAUUACAUGAAAAUAUUUUUCUCAUAGUGAUUUCCGAUGAACAAUUAAAUAUCCGAAAUAUUUUUGGUGAUGAAUUCUUUUCUUCAUCAUCAACGACGAAAUAAUUUUAAAUUAAAAAAUAAACAACAAUCAAAUAUAAUAAGAAGGAAAUUAUGGAAAGUUGUCAUUUGAAACAGUGCCUAUCAGGUGUUCUAAUUGUAAUUGCUGCCUUAAUUAGUGAUAAUGGGGUGCAACCAGAUGUUAACUUUAAAAGCAAACCAACAACAAUCAAGACCUUUGAAAAUGAUUCAGUCCUUUUGCCUUGUUAUUCAACAGAACGUCACACUGCAGUACGUUGGCUUAGUCAAGAUAACAAAUUAAUUGCAGAUAGCAGAUAUCCAAAUUAUAAAAUACCGAAUCGAGUAUUGCAUUCGAAUGGCUCUCUCGAAGUCAACAACAUCCAACUUGACGAUACAGGCGAUUACCUCUGCGAAGUAACAAUUGGAACAAGAUUGCAUAGACAAACCAAUUCGAUUGAAGUUCAAGUUGAACCAGAUGUUAUAACUUUUCCAGCUGGUACAAUGAAUGUUACUAUAGGCGCAAUUUUUCAAAUAACAUGUGAACCUAAGGGUGUUCCUUAUCCAAUAAUUUCCUGGUAUCACAAUGGAAAGCAUGUGACAAAUACUUAUGAUGGCGAUAGAAGAUUAACUGUAGAGGUGAAGCAUUACGACAUGGCGGGGCGCAUAGAAUGUGUGGCGAAUAAUGGAGUAGGGAAAGAGCCGAAAGCAGCAGGCAUUCUCUUAGUCGUAAAUUUUGCCCCAGAAAUCAAAACCUCAAUGCCGGUAGUACAUACUCGUCCCGGUUUGCAAGCAAAAAUAGAUUGUUUAGUUGUUUCACAUCCUGUCGCUCAGAUUCAUUGGUUUUUUAAUGGAACACCGGUUAAUAAACGUAACAAUCUCAUCACAACGCAAGAUACAGAUCUGACUGCAUCUGAACCAUAUCCAAUGUAUUACUCAAAAAAACGUCACAUUUUGAUGAUCAGAAAUGUUCGUGAAACAGAUUUGGGAAAGUAUGAAUGCAUAGCCGAGAAUUCGCUUGGUAUGCAAAGUGGUUCAAUAAUGUUGACAGGGACACCAUUGAAGCCAUCAUUUGAGAACAAAAGUCAUCCUGCUACAAUAUCCAGUAAAAUGUUAUCAUGGCAAACAGAAUCACUUUCCCCAAUUAUUGAUUACAAAUUUAAAUUCCGAAGGGUUCCAACUGGAAAUGAAAACUUUAGAAAAAGUGAAAACUUCAUUUGGAAUCAAUUGACCAUCCCAGCGGAUCGAACUACGGGACCUUUUCAUACUAAAAGUUACAAAUUGGAAGCUCUAGCACCCGCAACAGUUUACGAAGUGAUGAUUCAAGCGAGAAACCAAUUUGGUUCUAGUGAUGAUAGCAAAAUUCUUCGUUUCGCUACACCCAGUGAGACUGAAACCAUCAAUAGUUCAUCAACAGAAGCCAAUGAGUAUGAUAUCCGAUACGAUGAAGAUUUAUUGAGCAAUGAAAUCUUCACAUCACCAUACAAUGCGGGUGACAGUUUGACUUCCAUAAACAUUUUGUUUUUAUUUAUAAAAAAUAAUUACAAAUUUUUCCAUUCCCAGAAAUCAACCAAGAAAAGUUUCCUUCCAUUCCGCGAUUAUACUCAAUACGUACAAACUUUAAAUAUCUUCAGUAAUCCGAAUCUGAGUUAG